CGUCGUUCAGAUUUACGAUCUAGAAGUUGAAAUGAAAAGCAUAGUGCUUGUUUGCGGGGUUUACCCAUAGCUUGAUUCGGUAAUCCGUGUACGACUGUGAAAUGGCAAUCGACUAUAGAGGUCUGGAUGACCAUCGGGAGUCGGAACCGUUACCCCACACAAGCGAUCGACCGCAUCCGCCACAGCCCCUCACCGCGAUGACGCCUCACUUCCAAUGGGGUUAUAAAACCGAAGAGUGGGCGCAAGUGUGCGCCAUUCGAGGUGCCUUCGAUUAUAACAUCUGUAUUCGUCAUCAUCCCCAAUUCAUAUAAAGUAAACCCUGAAGACCCUCGUAAAACCUGUCACACUCCCGAUCGAUCCUGAGCACGACCCAAAAACCUAACAAGCGAACACAAAUAUGUCAGCGGAAAAGAUGAAAGCUGUGCAUUAUGAGGGGCCGUUCAAGGUUUCGGUCAAGGACGUGGAACUGCCCAAAAUCCAACAUCCAGACGAUGUGAUCGUAAAGGUCACGACGGCAGCCAUCUGCGGGUCUGACUUGCAUAUGUACCAAGGUCGCACAGCUGCGGAAGCCGGAUUGGUCUUCGGCCAUGAGAAUAUGGGUAUCGUGAUUGAAACAGGAGCAGGUGUUACGCUUCUGGAAAAGGGCGAUAGGAUUGUGUUGCCGUUUAACGUAGCCGAUGGCAGAUGUAGAAACUGCGAGGAAGGACGAACGGCCUUCUGUACCGGAGUCAACCCGGGGUUCGCAGGCGGCGCGUAUGGAUAUGUAGCCAUGGGACCUUAUCAAGGCGGACAGGCACAGUACUUGCGCGUUCCAUUUGCGGACUUCAAUGCACUCAAACUGCCAAAAGGGACCGAGCACGAAGCCGAUUUUAUACUACUGGCAGACAUUUUCCCGACAGGGUGGCACGGCCUAGUACUUGCUGGGUUCAAGUCUGGUGAGAGUGUCGCCGUAUUCGGCGCAGGACCCGUCGGUUUGAUGGCGGCAUACAGCGGCAUACUACGAGGCGCAAGCAAGGUAUUCGUCGUCGAUACGGUUCCCGAGCGAUUGCAAGCUGCAGAGAAGAUUGGAUGUAUACCCAUCGACUUCAGGAAGAGCGAUCCUGUUGAACAGAUUAUCAAGCUUAACGAAGGCAUGGUCGAUCGUGCAGUGGAUGCUGUUGGGUACCAGGCUGUUGAUGCUUCAGGCAGCAAAGAGAAGCCAAAUAUCGUCCUCGAUCAGUUGAUCAUGGUGACACGACCGACUGGAGGGCUAGGCAUUCCCGGGCUAUAUGUGCCUGCAGACCCAGGAGCGCCAGAUGAGCAGAGCAAGAAGGGCCAGAUUCUGAUCUCCUUCGGCAAGCUUUUCGAGAAGGGCCUGUCGCUAGGAACUGGACAAUGUAACGUCAAGGCGUACAACAGGUACUUGCGUGAUAUGAUCGUAUCUGGGAGGGCGAAGCCAAGCUUCGUUGUGUCGCAUGAAAUCAAUAUCGAUGAGGCGCCGACGGCUUACGAGAAGUUCGACAAGAGGAUCGAGGGGUAUACGAAGGUAUUGAUUCAUCCCAACGGGUCGUUGAACUAGCUAGAAGUCUAAGCAUAUUUCGUGGAUAUAAAUCACUGUCAAACUCACUCACGCGGUAGGUGUGCCAUGCACUUCUCGACGCUUCGGGCACCGCCCUUCUGUCGUGCGCCUAGACCUAGACCUGCUCUCUUACACCUACCU
This is a messenger RNA of Cucurbitaria berberidis CBS 394.84, 1699 nucleotides long. RefSeq names its product S-glutathione dehydrogenase. Lineage: Eukaryota; Fungi; Ascomycota; Dothideomycetes; Pleosporales; Cucurbitariaceae. Bases 398 to 1558 code for a protein of 386 amino acids. Gene Ontology annotation, molecular function: oxidoreductase activity; zinc ion binding. The transcript is spliced from 4 exons. The record is from RefSeq and is a predicted model, not a curated record.